GCUUGACGUCGCCGCUCGGCAUCCUUAGCACAGGCCGCCCCCGAGGCCGCGCGGAGCUCCCUGGCCCGCGCCCCCCCAUGCGCUCUCGCCUCGGUGGCCGGCCGGGCGGACGCGGAGCCGCGCGGGUGACGGCAGACAGAGGCGGCUGCGCGCCCAGCCUAGCCCAGCCCAGCCGAGGAGAGGGCGCGCCGCGCCCCCGCCCCCCGCCCGCUCUCCGGAGGCCGUGGGUGCGGAUGCGCGGCUGACGACUCGCAGCGACCAGCACUGGAGCCCGCAGCAUGGCAGCCGCCGCCUAUGUGGACCACUUCGCCGCCGAGUGCCUCGUGUCCAUGUCCAGCCGCGCGGUCGUGCACGGGCCGCGGGAGGCGCCGGAGCCCCGGCCCGAGGGUGCGGCCGCCGCCGCCGCCGCCGCCGCCCCCGCGCUGCCCCGCGCCGACGAGCGCCGCGACGGCAAGGACAGCGCCUCGCUGUUCGUGGUGGCGCGGAUCCUAGCGGACCUCAACCAGCAGGCGCCGGCACCCGCCGCGGCGGAGCGCAGAGAGGGGGCCGCGGCCCGCAAGGCGAGGACCCCGUGCCGCCUGCCGCCCGCCUCUCCCGGCGGCGAGGGCGCCGCGGCCGCGCCCCCCAGCCCCGCGUGGAGCGAGCCCGAGCGGGAGCCGGCGCCCGCGGGGAGCGGCGAGCCCGGCCUCAGACAAAGGGGCCGGCGGGGCCGCAGCCGCGCCGACCUCGAGUCCCCGCAGAGGAAGCACAAGUGCCACUACGCGGGCUGCGAGAAAGUUUACGGGAAGUCCUCGCACCUCAAGGCGCACCUGAGAACUCACACAGGUGAGCGGCCCUUCGCUUGCAGCUGGCAGGACUGCAACAAGAAGUUUGCGCGCUCGGACGAGCUGGCGCGGCACUACCGCACACACACCGGGGAGAAGAAGUUCAGCUGCCCCAUCUGCGAGAAGCGCUUCAUGCGCAGCGACCACCUGACGAAGCACGCGCGCCGCCACGCCAACUUCCACCCGGGCAUGCUGCAGCGGCGCGGCGGGGGCUCGCGGACCGGCUCGCUCAGCGACUACAGCCGCUCGGACGCCAGCAGCCCCACCAUCAGCCCCGCCAGCUCGCCGUGAGCCCGCCGGCCCGUCCUGUCCUUUUGUAACGAGAACGAAGCCGCGAACUUAGGAGAAGUCCACGAGAAAACACUUUUCUUCACCUCAGGUGUCAAAGUCAGUUUGUUUGUUUUUUAAGAAAAAAAAAAAAAAAAAACCACAACGAAAAAUUUCCAAAAAUA
This is a messenger RNA of Lepus europaeus (European hare), 1276 nucleotides long. It is a transcript of the gene KLF13, whose product is annotated as KLF transcription factor 13. The coding region runs from base 279 to 1115 and encodes 278 amino acids. Gene Ontology annotation, biological process: regulation of transcription by RNA polymerase II. The record is from RefSeq and is a predicted model, not a curated record. Gene Ontology annotation, molecular function: DNA-binding transcription factor activity, RNA polymerase II-specific; RNA polymerase II cis-regulatory region sequence-specific DNA binding. The transcript has 2 exons. Lineage: Eukaryota; Metazoa; Chordata; Mammalia; Lagomorpha; Leporidae.